Messenger RNA from Vollenhovia emeryi, 1951 nucleotides. RefSeq lists its product as uncharacterized. Lineage: Eukaryota; Metazoa; Arthropoda; Insecta; Hymenoptera; Formicidae. Gene Ontology annotation, cellular component: extrinsic component of mitochondrial inner membrane. The record is from RefSeq and is a predicted model, not a curated record. The coding region runs from base 288 to 1484 and encodes 398 amino acids. The transcript has 2 exons.
AAUAUUCCUUUCUCAAUAAUAAAUGUGAUCGGCGCUAUAUUGAUCUUAUUUUAUGAGACAUUGAAGAGUAAUAGCUUUGGAUCCAGAAAUUUUUUGUCGGUGUACAGUUAAUCACCGAAUACAUGCAAAGUCAAUACGUUAUACAUCUUUCAUGGUGCAUUCGGAAAUGAUAAUACUGAAAAUUUGUAGCGUACGUGAUAAAUUAUAGAUAUUUAAAUACCAGUUCUAAACGCGCCAUUGAAGAGUUAACAACACGAGAAGAAAAUUGCUGAUUCACGCGCCCCACAAUGUACGACCUACGAAAUCACAACAUUUCAAAACUAUGCAGGUGCAGUCGCUGCAAGAGGAUCCAGUAUUGUGGUACGGAGCAUCAGAAGCAACACUGGAAAGACCACAAACCUAUAUGUAAGGCCAUACCGGACGUGCUGCAAACCUGCAGCGUAGAAGACGUUGAUGCAACACCAGAGGAGUACUGCGAACAGAAGUUAAAGAUGAUUCACAUGGUGACACAAAAGCUAGGACGUCCUCUAUACCUUUAUGAGGCACAAAUGAUAAGCUUUCCAGUGGAGUGCGCCGUCUGUUGGAAAUGGCAUGGUGAUACGCUCAAGACUUGUCAGAAUUGCGUUGCCAGUUACUGUGAAAUUCACAUAGACAGUAUCGAGCACAGUAAUAUCUGUGCAACCUUAAGUUUAUAUUAUCGUAUAGGUCUAUUUAGUCAGAGCAAGUAUAACUGUCAGGAUCAUUACUCGCAACAAGUUUACAACACGAAAUCGUUUCAGGAUAUGAAGGGCUUUAUAAAUGCUUACGGGGGUAUUGAGGCCGACUUAUUGUUAGAAGUAUCGUAUGAUGUUUUGGAAGCCCGGCACUCGCAUCAUCUAACGUGCCCCUUAACACUAUUUCAUGCCAUGCGGUUGUUAGAAUAUGUUCCAGAUCGCAAAGAUCUUCAUGUCAUUCAUGUUGUAAGCGUGUGUGCCUUGCAGGAGGUCAUGCUCACAAUAUGGGAUGUCUUGCUACAUUUAACAGACAUAUCAUCACUAGCGAUUAUAAUUAUAGGGCCGAAUAUAGAAAAUACAUCACCCCUUCUAAGAUAUUGUACGUCGCAACAGAAGAAGUUGUCGAUUGAGUUUUACGAGGACUCGUACGAGAACUACGUACGUGACCCGUCGUCCUUGAGACCUGACCUGGUCGUAGCAUUUCAAAUGGUUAUGCAUAAAAAGCAACCUGAUUCCCCUAAAGAAACGUGGGCAACGACCAUACGGCUGCUGGCGAACCAAAAUUGUCCGUUUAUUUUAACGGGUUUCGACCGACAAAAUUUAGAAGGUAAUAUUGUAUGUAUUAACACUAUCCUAGAUAAGAAGAUAGAUAGUCACUAUAUCGGGAAGAAUCCGUUCGCUUCUUUAAGACCGUAUAGAUACUUCAAUCCGGAUAAAGUGUUUUAUGAUAAUCAAUAUGUAGGUAUCUACAGGAGUCUCUAUCCGAAUUAAUUGUAAACGUAACUUAAGCGACCGACACGAACUAAAGGCUGCGAUUGAUAGAAAAAUGAAUAACACGUAUCAAUCGAGCUUAUGUUUAAUAGACGCAGUGAAAUAGACGUAGAAAACUAUUUGUAUUAACUAUCACCGCGAGACCAAUUAAAGUGACGAGAAAUAAUAUUUCCGCGUUUUUUUAUAUUGUCGUUUACAUUUCUGAAUACCUUAUAAAAUGUAAUUCGCUAGCGUUGAAUUUGUAGUCUUGCAUGGCGAUUUUUGGCGAUUUUUGGCGAUUGCCUAGUACAUACACCUAUGCUAAAGGAGCUGGGAGAGCCCUAUACUGGCUGGUAGAAUACUAUACUGAUAUUAUAGUAUUCUACCAGCCUUUCACAAUGUUGGACGCCUUUAUAUAUACAAUACCAAUUAAUUAUACAUAUUUCAUGGUGUAUUUGGAAAUGUGCAUGAUAUUACUGAUAACUUGU